This is a messenger RNA of Papaver somniferum (opium poppy), 1265 nucleotides long. RefSeq names its product peroxidase 4-like. The transcript is spliced from 4 exons. The record is from RefSeq and is a predicted model, not a curated record. Bases 57 to 1013 code for a protein of 318 amino acids. Gene Ontology annotation, molecular function: peroxidase activity; heme binding. Gene Ontology annotation, biological process: hydrogen peroxide catabolic process; response to oxidative stress. NCBI's taxonomy places the organism in Eukaryota, Viridiplantae, Streptophyta, Magnoliopsida, Ranunculales, Papaveraceae.
CAAACACUUAUUGUCAUCCGCUUCAUUUGUAGGUACACCACAAAAAGAAGAAAGCAAUGGCUUCCUCUUCCAAAGUACUGGUCCUCUUUAUUGUGAUACUGUUUAUAGGAAGUUCUAAUGCUAAACUCUCAGUAAAUUAUUACUCCAAAUCAUGUAAACAUAUUUUCUCUACUGUGAAAUCUGUUGUUAGCGCAGCGGUAUCCAAAGAACGAAGAAUGGGUGCUUCUCUUCUCCGCUUGCAUUUUCAUGACUGCUUUGUCAAUGGAUGUGAUGGUUCAAUUCUGCUCGAUGACACAUCAAAUUUCACAGGGGAGCAAAACGCGAAUCCUAAUCAGAAUUCUGUGAGGGGGUUCAAUGUUAUUGAUGAUAUAAAGACUGCAGUAGAGAAGGUGUGCCCAGGGGUAGUGUCAUGUGCAGAUAUCCUGACAAUGGCUGCUCGAGAAUCUGUUGUACUCCUUGGUGGACCGAAAUGGAAAGUACCGCUCGGAAGAAGGGACGCAAGAACUGCAAGCAAGUCUGCUGCUAAUAACAACAUUCCCCCUCCAACGUCUAGCCUUUCAAAUCUCAUAGCAAGCUACAAAGCUCAAGGUCUCUCAAAGAAGGACAUGGUUGCGUUAUCCGGUGCUCACACAAUUGGACUAGCAAGAUGCACAAACUUUAGAACUCGUAUUUAUAACGAGACCAACAUCGACAGUUCUUUCGCGGCUCAGAAACAGAGUAAAUGCCCAAGGACUUCAGGAUCAGGAGACAACAAUCUAGCACCAUUAGACGUUCAAACUCCAAAUUCAUUUGACAACAACUAUUAUAAGAAUCUUGUCAGCAAGAAAGGCCUACUUCAUUCUGAUCAACAACUUUUCAACGGCGGAUCGACUGACUCCCAAGUUCAAAGAUACGCCAAAAACCCCAACCUCUUUAAUGCUGAUUUUGUUAGAGCCAUGAUCAAGAUGGGAAACAUUAAGCCUCUCACUGGAUCUAAGGGAGAGAUUCGGAAGAAGUGCGGUAGAGUAAACUAAGAACCAGUGCAAGAAAUAUGGGUGAAUUUUCUUGGAGUGCUGUUUAUUCUAUUUUGUAUUUCAUAGUUUAGUUAUUUCCUUAAAAUUCCUGCGGCAAGUCUUAGUACUCGUAAAAGGUAGUCGGAACUUAAAUAUUUGCCAAAUAUGUUACAGCAAACUUGUAAUAAUUAUGUUCUUAUGCACUGGCAUGUCAUGUCAAUCAUUUUUACGAAGAAAUGCUUUAAAUAAAAUUUUCAGAAUUGGCCGAACUAA